AUCACGUUCGACAUCAUUCGUAAGAUUAGAUAAGUUGCCAUUCUGACUGAAACUAUAGCACGCAGGCCUAGUCUGCAACUUUGAACAAUAAAGAUGCGUUCUCUGAUUUUAGUCACUCUCAUUUCUACCGCUUUUGCUGCGGUUUUGGUGCAGCCGGAACGGAAAGAACCACUCGACAAUGUUGCUGGCGUUGAAACUAAAGAUUUAGCGACCGAUGUCGCAGUCGCAAGGAUCUACCUGAUCGACCUUAUGAGAGAUUUACACACUCGAAAGCAGCUGCAGACGGAGCUCCACUACCUGAUUAUCGUAGACGUCGGAAACAAACUUCAGAACAUUCAAAAUUUACUUGAACAAACUGGGAUAUCAAGCGACGUAAUUAAUGAGAUUUUAGCCACCAUUACGAUCAACUUUAACACUUAUCUGAGCUCGUACAACUUAUUCACCAGUGGCUUUGACGUGAUCAGGCAAGAGAUUUUAAACGUCAACAAUGAUCUGUACCUUCUUGACUCCACCCUUUCCGGGUCUUAUGUCAGACUGCAAAGUGCGAUCCUGGCUGAUGAAAACAUCUAUUAUACUGUAAAAAAUAACGUGGACACGCUUCUGCAAUCUGGGGAACAGAGUAUUUUGACAGCAAUUGAGGGACUGUUCAAUCAAGAGGUGAUUGAUAUAAACGUAGCCAUCCAGGAAAUCAAAGGGCUUGUUGGCGCGAAGCAGAAAGACUUAGCGGAUGAGCAUUUGCUGUUCAAUAGCAUCGCCCAAUUAACUUUGAGCUCCGUGAAAACGCUCAACACUUGAGAAUUUUUUGACAUCGGCACACUGUCGUAUCAACCGUGAUUCAAUAUCAAUGAGAAUUUUGCGUCAUAAAACUGCGUAAGUAAAUGAGAAGAUUUUUAAACAUGACAUAAGCACGUCAAACACGUGAAAGUGUGUCAACAUUAGGUGCAGAUAAAAGACUGUGAGACGCAGAAAAUUUUCAAGAAGGGAGGGAAGGUAUAUGAUCGGAUUGAAAAAUAAAGAUCUUAGCAAUAGCAUUGAAACAUAAAAAUUUUAGCAGCGAGAUGACACUUAAAACGCUACUCCUUUUAAUCCUGGUUUUAUCCGCUUCUGUUUUUGCUGAAUUUGAAAGUGAUGAUGCCAAUAUUGAGUUUGUGCAAACAGCACUAGGAAAUUUCAUUCGGGAAUCAGUAAAGUACACAGCGACGACUAUCAAAGUCAUUCAAAAUGUUGAUGUCGGAUUAAAAACAAAAAAAUUAAUAGAUCAAAUAUUACUUCAUCUGCAGAUUCUUCAGGUUGACCGAGGUGAAAUAGAGAAAAUAAGCGAAAUGUUUGUGCACCAGUCGGCCCUCUUGGAAUUCACAUCGAUUCAGUUUGAACGGGCUAAUGAUGAUGCGCUUUCUACGGCCUACAAACUUAAUCUCGAACUCAGACAGGGAAGUUUGAAAAAUAUUUGGAAAUUUCACGACCAAUUGGAAGAAAAUGCCAGAAAUUUAGACUCUAAAUUAUAUCAGUAUAAACAAGACGUAUCACUCGCUCAAAGUGCUGUCAGUGAUUUGAUUUUCACUGCGAUUGAUGGAAUGGAUGGCCCAAACGUUUAUGCCAUUUAUACUCUAAUGCAGAAAGCGUCCGACUCCAUCGAUGCAAAUCAAAUGAAACGUGACUACGAGUUUUUGAACUACAGAUUAGUUGCUAUUUUAGUUGCAAUCAGAGAUUUAUUCCCUAAAUAAAAUUAUAUAUAUAUAUAUUUUUUUAUUUCCAGCAGAAAUAAAAAAAAUUACAAUUCGCUGAAACAACUAAUUAAAAAAUUAAUAUUUAUGUGUACUUAUUUUCAAAUUUUAGACAUUUUUUUCAAUUUGUUUGAAGAAGUUGACACUCGAGGAGAUGAUCAUGGAAAUGAA
This is a messenger RNA of Neocloeon triangulifer, 1895 nucleotides long. RefSeq lists its product as uncharacterized. The coding region runs from base 94 to 795 and encodes 233 amino acids. The transcript has 8 exons. The record is from RefSeq and is a predicted model, not a curated record. NCBI's taxonomy places the organism in Eukaryota, Metazoa, Arthropoda, Insecta, Ephemeroptera, Baetidae.